UUUUCAAUUUUUUGGCAACAUCGGACCAGCAGACACCUUUAGUUGUUUGCUUCUCUUUCGUUUCUAAUGCUUUAUGUCUUUUAGUUUUUAGCAUUUUUGGGGAGUAAUGCUUCCAUUUAUCAAACUCCUGAGAACAUGCUAAAAUAUUUACAAAUAUAUAAUAGGAAUGUUGGCAACCCCAAAUAAGCAACUCCUAUGUUCUUUGUACUAAAAUUAUAACUGUCGUUUUUAUAUUGUCUUAUAUACAUACUUUUAUAUUGUCAUACAUACAUAGUUUGCCGCUAUUACAUUUUGUUAUGUUUAUUGUACAUUGUUAAGUCGUCUAGUAAACAUCACACAGUCAUAUACGCGGUUAACUUUGGGUUAGAAUUAAACUCCAUUGUUUCACUCAACCACCUGAUAAUCAUAACAAUUGGCGACGAGGAUUUUAAACAUAAAAAAAAAUUGCAACGACAUUGCAAUAUAAAAAAAAAACACGAUCGUUUUAUUUUUUUUUGUUGCGAGUGAAAUUAAUAAACACAAUGACUUCUUUGGAACAAGUGGUUGGACAACUCCUAGCGCGUCAACAAGAGGCUAUGGAAAAACAACACCAACUAAUGGAAAGACUGAUUAUUGCUACACAAGGAUCAACGGCAAGUAAUGUAAGUGGGUCAACAACACCUUCUGCAAGUGUAACUGCCCCAGAAGCCUUGAUGGACAUUUUAUCGAAAAAUAUACGUGAGUUUACCUACGAACCUGAAGAAAACCAGAUUUUCGGCACUUGGUACGAGCGCUAUGAAGAUGUUUUCCAGGUUGAUGCAGAUCAACUUGAUGAUGCUGCAAAAGUGAGGUUAUUGUUGAGAAAGGUUAGUAAUGGCGUUUUUAACAAAUACAAAGACUACUUACUUCCAAAACAACCUCGUGACGUCACAUUCCAACAAACAGUGGACAUCUUGAAAAAACUUUUUGGAAGGAAAGAGAGUCUAUUCAGUACUCGUGUAAAAUGUAUAACAAAUGUAAAAAAAGAAGACGAAGACAUAAUCAGUUACGCAGCCAAAGUAAAUCGCCAUUGUGAAAAUUUUUUAAUAAAUAAAUGCACUGCGGAUAAUUUUAAAUGCCUUAUAUUUGUAAAUGGAUUGUCAUCGCAUAAGGAUCAAGAAUAUAAAGCGAGACUUUUGACUCUACUAGAGUCUGAAACGGAGCAAAAUCAAUUGAAUUUGGAUAAUUUAGUCGCUGAAGUGGAACGUAUCAACAGUCUUAAACGCGAUGUUUCAACAAAUGAAAAUCCAAAUGUCAACUCAGUUCAUAGUUCCAAGCAACGUACACCACAGAAUGCUAAUAAAGACCUAAAGCCAAGGCGACCGUGCUGGCAAUGUGGAAAUAUGCAUUUUGUCCGUGAUUGUGGUUAUACAACACACAAAUGCUCACAGUGUGGUAAAGUUGGACAUAAGGAAGGAUUUUGCUCAUGCUUUCCAGAUAAAAAGCCAAAUAUAAACAAAAAUAAUCAGCAACAUCAAAAUAAAAGUAAUUUCAAGAAAACGCGUAAAACAAUAAAAAGCGUAUAUGCAACCACAGCAGCAUGUCAAAAUAGACGAUACAUUUCAUUACAAAUUAACAAUGUAAAUCUCUCUCUUCAACAUGAUACUGGUUCGGAUGUCACGAUCAUCUCAAAGAAGAACUGGGUUAAAAUUGGUAAACCAACUUUAGAAAUUUCUCAGCACAAGCCAAGAGAUGCUUCUACAAAUGAAAUUAACAUAAUAGGUCUGUUUCAGUGUACAGUGGUUAUCAAUAAUCAAAACCAAACAUGCAACAUUUUGGUAUCAUCACUUCCUGAUUUAAAUCUUUUCGGUUCUGACUUAAUGGAACAAUUUAAAUUGUGGAACCAACCCAUUGAUUCUUAUACAUCGUGUAAACAACUUCAAGUUAACAACACACUCACAGAAUCUGAAUUGCGUAAAACAUACCCAGAAGUUUUUAGGAAUGAAAUUGGACACUGCACUCAUUUUAAAGUUCACCUACAACUUAAACCACAAGCUGUUCCUGUUUUUCGUCCUAAAAGGCAAGUAGCGUAUGCAGCAAAAGAUCAACUAGACAGUGAAAUUCAAAAACUUGAACGGGAAGGUAUCAUUUCACCAAUAAAUUUUUCUGAAUGGGCUGCACCCAUUGUGGUGGUGAAAAAGGCUUCUGGUAAUCUACGUAUUUGUGGGGAUUACUCCACUGGACUAAAUGAUCAGCUAGAACCUCACACGUUUCCACUACCUCUUCCAGAUGAAAUUUUUAUAAAUUUUAACAACUGUUCAAUAUUUUCAAUAAUUGAUUUAAAUAAUGCCUACAUGCAAAUAGAAGUCGACGAUGACACGAAAAAACUACUAGUUAUUAACACUCAUCGUGGCUUGUACACUUUUAAUCGGCUUGCCCCAGGUGUGAGAUCGGCUCCUGGUGCUUUUCAACAGUGUAUGGAAUCAAUUAUUUCUGGUAUUAAAGGCGUUUUUCCUUAUCUGGACGAUGUUAUUGUAGCCACACCAACACGCGAAGAAAAUAUAGCAGCUGUAAAACAGGUAUUUGAACGUUUAAAAAAAUACAACAUUACAGUGAAUUUUGAAAAAUGCAAAUUUUUUAAAACUUCGUGUACAUACCUUGGUUACCAUUUUGAAAAAAAAGGCGUUUAUCCAGAUAAAAAUAAAAUUAAAAAAAUUUUACAAUUUUCGCCUCCCAAGAAUAUUAGUGAAUUGCGGUCUUUUCUAGGAGCAAUUAACUACUACGGUAAAUUUCUACAUGAAAUGAGAAAGCUUAGAGAUCCUUUGGAUAAUUUACUCAAGAAAAACACAGCAUGGAAUUGGUCAUCAUCAUGUCAACGCAGUUUUGAGCGGUUUAAACAGCUUCUGUCAUCUGAUUUGUUGCUUACUCACUUUGAUCCAAAGCUUCCUAUCAAAGUAGCAGCUGACGCCUCAAACGUUGGACUGGGUGCAUAUAUCUGUCAUGUUUUUCCUGAUGGCAGCGAAAAAGCAAUUUAUCAUGCGUCAAGGUCUCUCACUCCAGCUGAGAAAAAUUACAUUGCAAUACAUUUCAACUCAUGA
This is a messenger RNA of Lucilia sericata (common green bottle fly), 3056 nucleotides long. RefSeq lists its product as uncharacterized. Bases 522 to 3056 code for a protein of 844 amino acids. Lineage: Eukaryota; Metazoa; Arthropoda; Insecta; Diptera; Calliphoridae. The record is from RefSeq and is a predicted model, not a curated record. The transcript has 2 exons.